Messenger RNA from Podarcis lilfordi (Lilford's wall lizard), 6126 nucleotides. The record is from the annotation of a GenBank genome assembly. Lineage: Eukaryota; Metazoa; Chordata; Lepidosauria; Squamata; Lacertidae.
CGGAAACAGCCGCCGCCCUCUGACCCCGGCGGUCACGUGGCGCCUGUCAUGGCGGCCUCCUGGGCCGCGAAGGGCGGCGCUGGCGUCUCCCGGUGUCCGGGGCGCCGUCGGGUCCUGGCGGCGGCGGCCGGCCGGCUCCUGCCCCGGGGCUUCCGCACUGCAGGUGGGCGAGGAGAGAGCGGGGCUGCUCUCUCUCCAGGGGUCAGGGAAAGACUACCGGGCUGGGGGGAGGCGGGUUGCUCUUUCUUCCCUCCCCUCCCCCUUCCCUGUAAGCUGCCGUGAGUCCCCGUCGGGGAAAAGGCGGUGUGUCAAUAAAUGUACAACAACAACAGCACCACAACUUGGUCACGAAGCGAGGGGCGCCUCGGGAUUCAUCGGCGGUGUUUUUGUUCCAGCAGGAUCCCUCCCCCCCUGUUGUGUAACCAACAGCUCAGAUUGUUCUUCGUCAGAAGUUCGAUUUGGCCACCCAAACAAACUUGCUCCGAAUUGGAGUAAUUCAGAGGAUCACUCCCUCCCUUCCCCCAACCUGGUGCCCUCCAGAAGUUUGGGGGCUCUAGUCCACACUUUAGUUUUACGCAUGACGUGCCUUGUUGCUUUAAGCUAUAUAAUAAAUAAUAAUAUUUUUUUAUUUAUACUUCGCCCUCCCUGGCCAGGGCUGGGCUCAGGGCGGCUAACACCAACAUAUGUACCCUGCCUUGAGAUUGAAUAGUAAAAGACAAGGCUCUAAAUGCAUAUAAAUAAAUAAAAUGCUGUGUGUUUUUCCCCCCCAGUGACCUUUCAAGCAGAAGAGGAGAACUCUGCCGCAGAAGUGUGAGUACUACAAAAUGUAGCCGGGUUUAAUUUUGGGGAGUGGGUUGGGUUAAACUAAUCUUGGAUCUUCUUUGGGCGGUUGACAUAUUUUGUGCUUUUGAUAGCAUCAUCUCAAUGAGAAUUCGUGGUUUGAAAUAUUGCUUGUUAAUUGUAAGUAGCGUACAUACUUAGGCUAGGUGGUUGCAAGAGUCCUAGCAGCCUAAUUUCUGCAGUGGUGUGUCCAGGUGGCAACUUCACAAAUACUUUUUUUAAAAAAUGAAUUUUAUUAGUAUUUUCCACACAACAACAACAACACGAAAGAUAUCAAAAAUAUCUUCACAAAUACUUGUGUGUGCUAACCAGAAAUACAGGAAGCAAAACACACUAGGUACAAUUGUUUGCUUAGUUCACAGUGCAACUCUUACUGGGGUGGUGGCUCAUCCUAUGCUGGUCUUGCAGUUACCACUUGUUACUUGUAUCACGCAUUGGCAGGACCAUGUGGGGGGGCUGCUUUGAGUGCAUCUGGACUGCAUACCAGAUGUACAUUUGUCUCCCUUUACAGCUGCUAUGUUGAUACACACCAGUGCUAAACUUUGAACACUUAAAACUCAAUUGGCUAGAAGAGCUUUUUGCUCUGUUGAGUCUUCAGCACUUCCUGUUUGUUUCUUUUUAACAUUACUAGGGAAUGGCUUACCAAUUCUGCCUACCUGCUGCAUCCCACAACCCCUCUGCCAACCUUCUUCUGGACCUUGCCCAACCCUGCCCCCAUCCACCCCCUCAAAGUCCCCAAUCGCCAUGCUCCCCAUAUUGCUUUCUCUCCUUCACCCACUGCUGGUGCUGGUGGUGGUGAAGAGGAGAAUGAAGAGGAGAAAGUCAUUGUCCCACCACCACUGACAGAAUGCAGGCUUCCUUCUACUGGCAAUGUAUCACAGCAGCAGGGGAAGAACAAAAGGGAGAAAGACUUUUCCCUCCUAUUUCUGCCAGCUGUGGGGCCACUCACUCCUUCCUCCAGCCUACUCAGGUCCUAGGCUUUCCUUGUCCUAUUGGGCAUGCACGCACCCUUGUAUGUUUAUUUUAUUUAUACCCCACCCAUCUGGUUGGGUUGCUUCCAACACAAAUCAUCAUCAUCAUCAAACAUUAGCAACAAUCAGAUCCUAUAUAAAAAGUCACAAUAACAAUGCCAGCAUGACAACAGAUGAGUGCAAAUAUAGUAUAGAGGGAUGAGAAUAUUUGGAAUUCCAAACCUAAGUCAGCUGUUAGUUGUUGCUUGGUAAUCUGUGCCUUUAUGCAGAAACACAGGAGACUUUCAACCAUGCUUGUAGCUUUUCAGCACCUGACAAUUAUGGGAAGGUCAAUUGUUUGAAGAUGUGCCUAUGCUUUUUAUCCUGCUUCAGAGUGAAUGUGGUGUUUAUAGACCGGUCUGGGCAAAGGAUCCCAGUGCAAGGCAGAAUUGGGGAUGAUGUGCUGCGCUUGGCUCAGAAACAUGGCAUUGAGCUAGAAGGUAGGUCUUAAGUGCCCUGCUUUAUCCGGCUAUGUAGCAGUCCAGUCUAGCAUCCUCUUUCCAAUAGUGGCUAGCCAGCUGCCAUUGGGGAGUCCACAUAUAGCUUCUCCUGCAUGCUUUGUUACCUGAUAUGUACUGUGUCUGCACAUGGAGGUAGUUUUUAGCCAUUUUGGCUAAUGGUAUGCACAAUAAUGUGCAAGUAUGCUUUUUUGGUAGUGCCCCAGCACUGUAAAAUCCCUUCCUAUUGACUUGCAACUCAUCCCAUCUGUUUAGGCAAGUUCAAUUGAGAUUGUAAAUAACUUGGGUGUUACAGAGCAGCUUCUUAAUUAUUCUGUGUGCUUGCCAAUGUGGCUAUUGUAUAAUGACUUGCUCCUGUCUGUUGCUUUAUGAGGGCAAAGCCCUAAAAUACUUGGCCAAUGUUACUUGUUUCACUUUGUGUGGCAAUGGGUGCUUUUUCAAGUAACCUGGUCACAGUAUCAAGUUCUAGUAUUAUAAUGGAAGGAGUAAAACUCAACCCUUCCUCCACACUGUUCAUCAAUGUAUAAAUAUUACACCCUCCCUCCCCACUAUCUCUCCCCUUGUUGUAUGGGGGAGGGGACUACCAUAUUUUUCACUCUAUAAGACGCACCCGGCCAUAAGACACGCCUAGUUUUUAGAGGAGGAAAACAAGAAACAAGAAAGCAAUGCAAAGCAUUGAGCGAAGAAGCAGAAGCGCUCCCGCUGCGCUCAAGAGGCUUUGCGUGGCUAUCGCUGAAGCCAGGAGAGCAAGAGGGAUCGCUGCGCAGCGAUCCCUCUUGCUCUUCUGGCUUCAGCGAUAGCUGCACAGCCUGCAUUCACUCCAUAAGACGCACACAUUUUUCCCCUUACUUUUUAGGAGGGGAGAAGUGUGUCUUAUAGAGCGAAAAAUACGGUAAGUCCCAACAGCUCUGGUAUUUCCUCAUAUCAAAGGUGCCACAACUCCUUGAUCAUUUUGGUUGCCCUUUUCUUGUUUUAUGAUACACUUUUUGAGAGGCCAGGUGAUUGGAAUAGUGCACAGCAUGCAGAGUGCCUUCUCUUGACUUGGCAGCAAAAUCUCUCUCAUUGUCUUUGCCUCUUAUCUGCCCAGGUGCCUGUGAAGCUUCCCUAGCCUGUUCCACUUGUCAUGUCUAUGUGAGCCAUGAUGUUGUAGACAAGCUCCCCCAGCCUGAUGAACGGUAAGGACCACCUUACGACCAUAGACUUCUAGAGUUGGAAGAGACCCUGAGGGUCAUCUAGUCCAACGUCCUGCAAUGCAGGAAUCUUUUGCCCAAUGUGGAGCUCAAACCCAUGACCUCGAGAUUAAGAGCCCCAUGCUUUACCAACUGAGCCAUCCCUUGACACUCCUUGUAGCAGAAAUGGCCUUUCUUAGCUCCCUGCUGAUGGCAUUCCACAACUUCCUCAGCAGUGGCUGGGAGGGCCCUGCUGUCCAAGCCUGAAGAAACUGGCAGGUUUCUGGUGCAAAAAAAGGAGGCAGUGCCCCUGAGACCGAGAGAGACCUCUAGUGGGGUAGGAGAGCUGAACACAAUGCCAAAAAAAUUCACAUCAGGCAAACAAUGCACCCCUUGGGUUUCAGAUGGUACCUGGAUAGAAGAGUCUAAAAAGCCUGGGACACAAAUUUUCAUGGCCCUCUAUUGACUAUGGUGGCUCAUUUACAAGAAGUAAUGAAAGGAAGACCUUUCAUUGCCUACAGACAGCCACCCAAUCGUAAACAACACUCCUCACCCACAAUAAUACAACAACCAGACUUAACAUGGACACUGGUACCAGAGCCUGCAAUAAACCUAGAGGCCAACUUUGCUGCCACAUACACCCGGACAACACCAUUACUGGCCCCAACAACAUCAAACACACCAUCUCAGGACUUAUUCAAUUGCUCAUCUUCUAACAUUGUGUAUGCCAUCAAAUGCCAACAGUGCCCUUCAGCUCUCUAUAUUGGACAAACAGGCCAAACCCUAUUCCAAAUAAUAAAAGGACAUACCGGUAAAUCUGAUAUCAGGAAUCACAAGACAGAGAAACCAGUAGGAGAACACUUCAGUCUCCUAGGACAUUGUAUACAAAAUCUCAAAGUAGCUGUCUUAUUACAAAAGAAUUUCAGAAAUAGACUGGAAAGAGAAGUUGCUGAAUUGCAACUUAUUACCAAACUUAAAACCAUGGAGAGACCUGGUCUGAAUAGACACAUUGGAUUCUUAUUAUACAUGAUAUAGCUAUUUUUAGCCAUCUCACCACUUGCUUUUUCCUGUAAGACCAAUUUCAGUUGUUAACAGUCAUCAACAGGUUUACCACACCUAUCAGCCAAUCACCCAUUCCCACCACCCUUCUGAGUAAUACCCCUUCCCACCCUCUCACUAUAUAUAAGGGUCUGGUGACUUCUGUUUCAGUGUAUCUGAAGAAGUGUGCAUGCACACGAAAGCUCAUACCAAUAACAAACUUAGUUGGUCUCUAAGGUGCUACUGGAAGGAAUUUUUUUAUUUUGACUACAGCAGACCAACACCUACCUGUAACAAGAAGUAAUGUAGUUAGUGUUACCUUUGGAAGUGUAUACUUGAUUCUGACCAAACUAAGCCCCCUAGAGCACAAUAUAUACAUCAGGAUGUAUAUUGAUCAGAGGGGGAUAAUGGGGAUUGUUUUUUUCUGGCAAGUAGCACUGCUUGCACUGACGUGAACGUUCACCAUAGUUCAGUGUUGAAUUUAAUCUAGUGACUUGAUUCUUGUUUUUUGUUUAAAAUGUGUUAAGAUGAGCUAUAAUGUGGACUUGCUUGGUAUUUUAGCACUGGUCGUACCAACUCUUCUUCAUCUUCUUAUCCACCUUGGGGGUUAUGGGCUGGAAGUCACUCUUCUUGUCUUCUCGCAGGGAGGAAGAUAUGUUAGACAUGGCACCACUGCUUCAGGAGAACUCUCGCCUUGGCUGCCAGAUUAUCCUCGACAAAGAAUUGGAAGGAGCAGAGUUCACCCUCCCCAAGAUCACUAGGAACUUUUACGUGGACGGGCACGUCCCCAAACCCCACUGAGUGCCAUGGAGCCAAAGGCUGGACCAAUCUCCAAAGUGAGCCUGAUCUCUUAAGCAGCCGUCAGAGAGCAAGACAGCGAUGCGGUCAAAGCACGCAUGAUGCUUUAAAAAAUAAAAUUGUGUUCUAUGAACAAAAGACUGAUGCAAAGAAAAGAAAUGUGUAUCUUCCAGAGAGCAUUCUGAGUAAGGCCAGAGCUUUCUGCCUCUCUGAGCCUCCCUUAAGCUAUUGCUUAACUGCAUUCAUGGCUUGAGAAGGAUGUUGGGAGAUGUACCUCCCCCAACCUAGAAGCACUUUCCCAAGUCCUGUGGGAAAUGUUUCAAGGGGAGAAGAGGCUCCUGCAGAUUAGCACCACUAUUUUAAGGUGAGCACAGCAAGUACUGGCUUCAUGGAAGGAAAGCGAGGGAUGAGGGGAGUGGGUUACCCUCCACAAACACUUUGAUUGUGUUCUUUCUCUCUGUUUCUGUGUUUUCUCUUGCUGCUCAAGCAAGUGCAUUAAUUUUCAUCGGGGACUUCUUGUCUUUCACUUGCCAUUUGACUGCUGAGAAGAUCGGUCAGCAACAUCAUUCAUAGCACCAAAGAAGCUGAGAGGAGGAAGGCACUUGCCCCACACCUCCUCUGGUUUUUAUCAGUAAAAAAAUAAAAGCAGCCUAUUACUGUUGUUCUUGCAUUUGUGUACAAAUUGCAUUGUGACAUUCAGUUUGCAUUAUACUUUUAUUAUAUACAGAGUUGUGUUUGAUUGGAAUACCAUACAGGCAAGAACAAUCCAUCUACUCUUCAAUAAUACCUUCACAUUAAAAUUCAUUUAAAUAA